AUGUCGUCUUCCCGCCCCCGCCAAGACGACGACACCGUCUCCGAGGCUGGCUCCCUCUCUUCGAGGCGUUCGGUCCCCAACCCGCCCACACUCGACACCCACGUCUCCAACGCUGCCCGCCCCCGCCCCAAGUUCGUCUCCUUCGGCCGCAAUUCCGAGCCCGGUGGCCCGCCCGACCGCGAGUUCAUCAACGAGUCGUCGCCUCUCAUCAACCCUUCGGACCGCGCCCGCGAGACCGACCGCCUGCUCAAGGAGCCUCUGACCCCAAACUAUGGCCAGGAAGACGACGACUACUUCCCCGAGUUCGAGGAGACCAAGAGCAGCUUCUUCCUCUUCCUUCUGACCCUCGGUGGCCUCGGCCUCCAGAUCGGCUGGUCCGUCGAGACCUCCAACGGCUCCCCCUAUCUGCUGUCCCUCGGCCUCAGCAAGUCCAUGCUGGCUCUCGUCUGGAUCGCCGGUCCCCUCUCCGGUGUCCUCGUCCAGCCCUACGUCGGCCUCAAGAGCGACAACUGCAGAAUCACAUGGGGCAAGAGGCGUCCCUUCAUCAUCGGCGGCGCCCUGGCCACCAUCGCCUCCCUGAUGCUUCUCGGCUGGGCCCGCGAAAUCGUUUCUGCCAUCGGCCACCUCUUUGGCGCCCACCCGGAUUCGUACUGGGUAGUCACCCUCACCAUGCUGUUCGCCAUUCUCUUGGUCUACGUCCUCGACUUCGCCAUCAACGUCAUCCAAGCUGCCAUCCGCGCAUACAUUGUAGAUGUGGCCCCGACCCACCAGCAAGAAUCUGCCAACGCCUGGCUCAUGCGCUCCGCUGGUGUGGGAAACAUCGCCGGCUACCUGGCUGGCUACAUCAACCUCCCUCUGUACCUCCCGUGGCUUGGCGGAACUCAGUUCAAGGUCCUCUGCGCCAUUGCCUCGUUCAUCAUGGCCCUCACCGUCGGCAUUAGUUGCACCGCCGGCGAGCGAGACCCUACCCGAGACCCCGCUCCCACCGAGCAAAAGGAGGGCGUCCUCGCCUUCUUCAACGGGCUCUCCGUGUCUGUCAAGAGGCUUCCCGACCAGAUCAAGCGUGUCUGCGAGGUUCAGUUCUUCGCCUGGAUUGGCUGGUUCCCCUUCCUCUUCUACAUCACCACCUACGUCGGCGAGAUCUACGCGGAUCCCUUCUUCGAGGCCAACCCGCACAUGUCCGACGCAGAGAUCGACCAGGUCUGGGAGGACGCCACCAGAAUCGGCACCCGUGCCCUUUUGGUCUUCGCCUGCACUACCUUCCUGUGCUCGGUCGUUUUCCCCUUUGUCAUCCCGCCCAGCUUCCAAGCGCCCGAGCCCGAGCCGCAGCCGCCCACACCUGGUACACCCAUGAGACCCACCACCCCCCUGACACCCGCAACCCCUCACUCCAUGGGUGGCUCUGGCUACUUCACCCUGAGGCCCAAACGCACAGCACCCCCCAAGACGAAGACGGAGAAGUUUUCUGCCGCUCUCGACAAGCUGCAGAUCAAGUCGCUGACUCUCCGUCGUUGCUGGUUCUUCUCGCACAUUCUCUUCGCUGUCCUCAUGGGUUUGACGUUUGUGAUCAAAUCUACCAUGGGUGCCACCAUCCUCGUCGGCGCCAUCGGUGUUCCCUGGUGUCUGACUGGCUGGGCUCCUUUCUCCAUCAUCGCCUCGGAGAUCUCCAAGCGAGAUGCCAUUCGCCGUGGCAUCAUCAAGCCCACGGACGACGAGAGCCAGGCGAUCGCUGAGGGUGCCGAUGCGGAGGGCGCCGACUCUGCUGGCGUGGUUCUCGGCAUUCACAAUGUCGCCAUCGCUGCUCCCCAAGUCAUUGCCACGCUCGUCAGCUCCGUCCUCUUCAGGCUGCUCCAGAAACCUCGGGGCGUAGCCGGCGACGACAGCGUGGCUUGGGUGUUGCGAUUCGGCGGACUCUGUGCUUUGGUCGCUGCCUGGCUGACGCUUCGAGUACACGAGGAGAAGAACCUCGAUGAAGUCGAAGACGAGAGGCCUGCCAGGAGGAGGCGUCUGUCAGAACUGUCCAACAUGGAGUCCAUUCUUGAGGGUCGCGCAGGCCGAUAG
Ascochyta rabiei is the source of this 2061-nucleotide messenger RNA. RefSeq lists its product as uncharacterized. Gene Ontology annotation, cellular component: membrane. Gene Ontology annotation, molecular function: sucrose:proton symporter activity. Lineage: Eukaryota; Fungi; Ascomycota; Dothideomycetes; Pleosporales; Didymellaceae. The record is from RefSeq and is a predicted model, not a curated record. The coding region runs from base 1 to 2061 and encodes 686 amino acids. The transcript has 2 exons.